AUCCCACCAACACAAGUGAAAAUCCAAGCGUGAGGUAGACUCGUUUCCCUCCCCUCAUUUACCCCCACCACAGUGAAAAAUCCAAGCUGGCUAGCGAGCCACACAAUCCCGCCACGGUGACGUCACUUCGUGUAGUGUAGUGCAGUGAGAAGGAGCAAAAGCCAAAAGCUCUGCUCCGUAUACAUGAUACAAGUAUUCAAUAAUAUAAUUAUCAACGAGGUUAAACUGUUAGCCGUAUUUAAGUGAAAAGAGUUUUACAUCCGAACGAUUUGUUGAUACACCAAAUCGAGGGAUAAAUUGAAUGAUCACCGUGGAAAUACAGUUUUGGGGGGGAGGGGCUUCUGGUUAAACGUGAAAACAGUUGCCGUGUUGUCGCCAUUAUUAUUUUUUUUCGUUCUCUACAUUUUCCUUUGUUUUCUCUUUCCCCUCUCGCCCAACGUUCCGAGAAAUCAGCACGAGUCACAGUGGAUUAAUGUGACUAGGGGGGGAAAUACAGGAAAAUAAUAAUUGACCAGUGAAUUUACAAGGGUCUUUGUCGUCUUUAUCCGGAGUUGUUUUAUUUUUUUUUUUCUACCAGUAAAGUGAUGGUUAUCGGUGAAAAAAUGGCAGCCAACAUCGAGCGUGUUACGUUGUGGCAAAUUUGGUGGUGUUACGUGGUGAUUGGGGCCCUAUUUGAUUAGUGGUUGUAACAUGUGGCAUUCAGCAACGGUUCAACUUGCUGCUGCCAGUGGUGUAUUAUCCCACGACACGUCGGCGGUUACGGCGCUGUAUUAUCGUGAGCGCUUAACCCUCGUACAGUAUUUUCAACGCUGCUACGACAGCCCCUGUGGGGCCACGGGGUCACCAUCGUGGUGAUUAAGGAAAAAUAAUUGAAAAGUAAAAAAAAAAAAGUAUAUAAAAUAAGUGCACAAGUGUGUGAUAUCCCCGUUAAAAAAAUUUUUCCCCCCCUUUCCCCCGUCCCCCCUUCACACCCCACACCCCCGUCGCCCCUUAUCCCCCUUGAUCAAGUGAAAGAAGAAAUAUCGUGUGUUCAUGGGAAUAAGUAACCAAGUUCAUGAGUACGGAAUUCACUCAAAUGUGCGUGAAGUUAAAACCCGAAAUUGAUCGUUGAUUAUUAUUAUUAUUUCAUAUAUAUUUUUUUUUUCUUUAUUUUGGUUUGUUUUUAUUUGGCGAUUAAUUGAGUGGGUAGUUGGUGAAAGUGAUUAUCAACCCCUUCUCCGUUGGGAAUAAUUGAUAUUGUGAGGAGAUAAAGUUUAUCCAGGGGUUGUAAUAUAAAGUGGAAGGAUAUAUUUGUUCCUUGUGUGCAUCAUAGUUGUGUGUCGUUGUACAGUGCCGCCCCAAACGAUAACACAACAUCCGAUCCCAAAUGAAGAGUUCGGAGCAAAAUGGUUAGAGAGACACGUCACCUGUGGGUUGGAAAUCUGCCGGAAAACAUCCGAGAGGAUCGCAUAAGAGAGCAUUUCAAAAGGUAUGGACGCGUGCAGAGCGUCAAGUUGUUGCCACGGGGCGAGGAAUGCCCCGUGGACGGUGGUUCCGGUGGUACAAUCGGCGAGGGAAACGAGGGUGGCACUGGAGGUGGCUCAGGUAGCACAGGCAGCAGUGGUACAUCGAGUACCGGUGCUUCAGCGACGGUUGCGUUCAUGGAUAUCAAAUCCGCAGCGAAAGCACACGCGACUGAACACACGUUGGAUGAGAGAGCCCUCACAACCCAGUACUACGAGCCACAGCAUCUUCAGCACAGAUUUCCCACACACGGAAGCUCUGAGGAUCAUGGAUCCAGCGUCGUCGGUACCGUCGGUGGUGGCGUUAACUCAGUCACCGGUGUCACAACAGAUCGCGUCAACGAGCGAGUUGUCGACAGAAGUAACGAGACUUUCGAGUCCCGUGUUUCCCACGGAGGUUUCUAUCCCAGUGAGAGAAGCAAUAGGGUUGAACAUACGGUCGAUUCGUCAACGGUCGAGACCGGUGGUUACAUACCACGUGGUAGGCCAACACCGAGUAGUGGCUACCACGUGACGUCAACGAGGGCGAGGGAUCGGCUUUAUCCAAGAACUAGCUCUUAUCCAACGGGCCCACCACCACAAUCCCAUAUAGAACGCCAUCGGGGGAGUAUACCGAUGUCGUCCUGGCUUGGGUAUGAGACAGGCUCGUCUAGGUAUGCGUCUGGACCACCGCCACCCUCGCCCGCUGCUACUGACAGUUACCAAGAGGAAUCUGGUGGCAACGUCGGUAGCGGUAACACCGGCAGUAACAGCGGUACCUCAAGACAACACAAAAAACAGCGAAGAAAAUCGAGAAGUGGUAGCAGUUCGCCAAGUGGCUCAAGUCGCUCUGGUAGUAGUAGUAGCAGUCGUAGCAACAGCUCCGGUGGUAGUACAUCUGGUGGUAGUAGUUCACCAGGUAGUUCACCCCAUCGUACUGGCAAUGCAGCUGUUUCAGAUGAUAGGCGACCACUGGCAAUAUGCGUUAGAAAUUUACCAGCGAGAAGUAGUGAUACAUCUCUGAAGGAUGGACUUUUUCACGAAUACAAAAAACAUGGAAAAGUAACAUGGGUGAAGGUUGUUGGAGCUGCUGGUGACAGGUAUGCACUUGUCUGCUUCAAAAAACCAGAGGACGUGGAGAAAGCUCUAGAGGUGUCGCACGAUAAAUUAUUCUUCGGUUGUAAAAUCGAAGUUGCACCUUAUCAGGGAUAUGACGUGGAGGACAAUGAGUUCAGGCCUUAUGAAGCUGAACUUGAUGAAUAUCAUCCGAAAGCAACGAGAACAUUAUUCAUCGGCAAUCUGGAGAAGGAUGUCACAGCGUCUGAGCUCAGAAAACACUUUGAGCCUUUUGGGGAAAUUAUCGAAAUCGACAUUAAAAAACAGGGAGCUGUAUCGAGUUAUGCAUUUUGCCAGUACUCGGACAUAACAAGUGUAGUGAAAGCUAUGCGUUCGAUGGAUGGAGAGCAUCUCGGUGCUAAUCGAAUUAAACUUGGUUUUGGCAAGUCAAUGCCAACGCCAUGUGUAUGGGUCGAUGGUAUUGGUGAAUGUGUUUCUGAAAAGUACCUGAAUAUGCAGUUCCAUCAGUUUGGACCAAUUAACCAAGUUGUUGUGGAUCGUGAGCGUGGACAUGCUCUCAUAUUCUUUGAGCAGAUAACUUGUUCACAGACUGCUGUUAAAGAGAUGAGAGGUGCAUCACUCAGGGGACGUAGAUUGCAGGUGGAUUUUGCCUCGAGGGAGUGUCAGGAGACAUUUUACGAGCAUCUCGAGCGUCAGGGUGUUGCUGGAGAGAAACCAUGGGACUCUAGGCCGUCACCUGCGGCGACAUUUGACGUUGCAAGAGACCGGAGUUUCGAGUCAUCGGUGACAGUACCAAAUGCUGGCAGUAGAUUCACCCGUUAUGAAACACCUCCUCGAGCAAGGACAGCAUCAUACUCCCGAACACCUGGGGGUGGUAGUACUCCAGGAGCAAGUCCAGCUCAUCCAACAGCAAUGUCCCGAAGUAGUAGACGCUCGUAUCAAUCAGAUCCCUACUACGACGGCGAUUAUACAGAUCCACCACCCCGUAGAUUUCGUAGUUACGAUGAAUUUAGUCAGGGAAGUGGUGCUAGUCACGAUGAUUACGAGAGUAGUGUAAUUGGUGAUAGUAAAUUAAAUGAUGAUGAUUUACCACCACCGAGAAGGCACAUUGUACAGAGUGUUGUAACAAGUGUUGAACCACCAGCACCACCACCAAUACUCCUUCCACCACCAGACAUAAGACAUCUCCAGAAGGAGCGUGUACACUUGCUCGAACAACUUGAGGAGUGUCAUAGUAGUGGUGAUGAGGGUUUUGCACCAAAGAAACGUAAACUCGAUGCAUCAAUUAUUUGUGAAGAUGAGGAGCCAGAAAUAGCAUCACUCAUGGUGACAUCUCAUUCACGAAAAGGUAUGGACGUGAGACGAGUGAGUGACAGUAAAAUACUUCAUCACACGGCGAGACGAAGUAGUUGCGAGGCUAGAGGACCGGGCCCAUGCAAGAGAAGACGUGAAACAUCAAGUAGACAUCAUGAGCAUCACGAUGGUUCGAGACCUGGUACACCUCUCGUUGAUGAGAGACCCGAGAAUAUAAUGCCGAGUGAACCAAGAAGAUUUCGUGAGAGAAGCCAAGAGGGACCUCUGUCUCUACCCCUUCCAAGAUUUGCUGCUCAAAUGAUGAAUAAUAACAACAAUAGCACUGCUUGCAACAGAACGACAAGUAUUAAUGUAUCAAAAGUGGCGAGUCCACCUGGUAGUACAGUUUUACCAUCAUUACCAAGCCCUCGUACAGCACCCCAACCACCAGCAUCACCACCACCACGACAUCCAAGCCCAAGUCCAACGAGUUCAGACAGUGAAACAGCACCACAAUCACCAAGCUUGGAGGAGAGAAUACGUUCAUUGGAUGAAAAAUAUGAAAGAUGGUCUGGUUCACGUGCAUUGAGUGCUGCUGGUGGUGAUGCACUUGCUAAACUCGAUGCAUCAGCCUCUGAACGCUUCAGGUUUCGUCAUAAAUUAUUGGAUCUCAGCGACCUAAGUGAGGUACAACCAUCGGAUAUCGUUAAAUCUGUAUUAGCUAAACGUAGUGUAUUCGAUGAGGAUUCAAAGAGACUUGAGAAUUUCAAUGAAAAAUAUGAACCAAGAGAAUUCACUGGUAUAUCAACAGUUGUUGGUUCAACAGCAUCAUCGACAGGUGGUACAUGUGGAAAAGUAUGCCUACAGUAUCCAUUCCCAAGUCAUCCACCAGUUGUAACAACUACCUCUAGUUCAUGUAUCACACCAACAUCAACAAUCCUAGUAUCACCAUCAUUAAAGACUGAUCCACGUAUUGGUGUACAUAAUUGUAUACAUCCACCACCAGCAACACCAAUAACACCUGGUACAUCUAUAAAAACAGCUAGUCCAGAAUUGCCACCAGUUUCAUUGCCAAUUGGUCACGCCACUGGUACAAGUAGUUUUGCUGCCAGUGGAUUACCAAUGUCCAGUAAUGUUAAUAUUGGUUCAGCAUCGAUGUCAUCAAUGGUGUAUAAUCCAGUUACCACUAGUGCUGCAGCUGUGACGACAGCAAUGGCUCUUGUUACAACUGCAACUACAACAGUGACAACAACGGGUUCAGGUUAUCAUUCGGGUUUGCAGACAACUACAUGUACCUCAACAGCAACUGCAACGACACCAUCAGUUGCAUCGUCAGUUGUUGGAGUAACAGCUGUGACAACUGGUGAUUUGGGAAAGGUGAGAUCGAGAAAGGAAGCCGGUAGUAGGGAGAGCAGAGACAGUAGGGAUAGCAGAGACUCUAGGCACAGCAAGAGUAGCAAGGAGAGUACGAGAAAGCCCAGGAAGGAGGAGACAGAGGAGAAAACUCGAAAGGACUAUGAUAAAGAGGAACGAGUGAUGUCAGAGUCGAUUGACAGUGACAGUCACAAGGAGGGUAAAGAGGGAAGGUACGAGCGAAAGGAGCGAGAGGAGAGAGAGAGGCGCGACAAGGAGGAGAAGGAGAGGCAGGAGCGAAGGGAAAGGGAGGAGCGUGAGAGGCGAGAGAAGGACGAGGAGAGACGAGAAAAGGAGCGCCUCGACAAGGAACGACAGGAGAAGGAGAGGAGGGAGAGGGAUGAGAGGGAGCGCGAGAGGAGGGAAACUGAGGAGUUGGAGAGGCGGGAGAGGGAGAGGCUCGAGAAGGAGCGAAAGGAGCGAGAGGAGAAGGAGAGACAGGAGCGAAGGGAGCGUGAGGAGCGAGACAGGAAGGAGCGAGAAAUCAGGUUGGAGAGGGAGAAAUUGGAGAAGGAGAGGCUGAGGAAGGAGCGCGAGGAGGUGGAGAAGAGGGAGAAGGAGGAGCGGGAGAGGAGGAGGGAGGAGAAGGAGAGAAUUGAGAGGGAGAGAAAGCGGGAGAGGGAGGAAAGGGAGAGACUCGAUAGGGAGAGGCGGAAGGAGAAGGAGGAGAGGGAGAAAAUUGAAAAGGAAAAGAGGGAAAAGGAGGAGAGGGAGAGAAUUGAGAGGGACAAGCAUGAAAAGGAAAAACGAAGGGAGGAUGAGAGGCGGGAUAAGGAGAAAGCUGAACGGGAAAAACGGAGGGAUCGGGAGGAUAAGGAGAAGGAGAAGGAGAAAGAGAAAGAGAAAGAGAAGAGGGAUCGAGAGGAUUGUAAAAGACCGGAAAAUAAUGUUCAUGUCUCUAAUCAAAUUCAGGGACAGGCUUCUCCUGCUGCUGUACCACUGAAACGUAGGUGUUCAUCUCAGGAUGCUGCUCCUGAGGAGGAUGCCAAGCGUAUGAAGAUAUCGGAGCACAGGAGGGACAGCAAGGACAGACCUCGACAGAAUAGAAGAUCCGAGGAUCGUAAACACAGGAGUGAGACGCACAGGACUAGCAGAGAUAGCAGGGAGAACAGGGAGAGCAAGGACUCUUCCACUUCGGUGCAAAGUCAGGACAGUCGUGAGAGCAGAGACUCAUCGCAGACGCAUAAUGAUGGAACGAGAGAGAUCAAGGUAGACGGCAUCACCAGGGAGAGUAGGGAAAAUCGUGAUAGCAGGGACAGUCGUGAUAAGGAGAAGCAAAAGAAGAGAAGUAGAAUGGAACGAUCUGAUAAAGAACGUGAACGAAGUCCACGAGUGUCUCAUGAUCUUGAUAAAGAAUUCCUGGUUAGAUUGGAGUUGGCAAAACGAUCUGAUUCUAGCCCACCUCAUAAUCAAGACGUUACGUCUCGUCAUAGAGAGCCACGUGACCAUCAUCAUCAUCAUCACCAUCAUCAUCAAGUCUCUAUGAAUUUACAUUCCGAUAAUGAUGAUGGUCACUCGUCAACUCAUGAAAUGCAGACAAGGCAUCCCUCUCACACAACCGACACUGACAGUGACGAACCCAAGAAACACUCAAUCUUUGAUAUUAUUGAUGAUGAGCCUGCUUACAUCAGUAUGUAUGACAAAGUCAAAGCAAGAUCGACGAAGAAUAUGCAGAAAUUGGAGGAGGAAAAACGUCAGGUGAGACUCAAGGAUAAAUUCUCACAGCUGAAGCAGAGUAGAGCGAGACGAGAGGAGAAGAAACAGAGCACCUCUUGGGAUGGGGAUUCAGUGAGUAGCAAAGCCCUCACAGAAGACGAAUCUACGGAGUCAGAUUCAACGAGAACGAAAUCUCUAUCACGUAAGGGCUCACGAUCACGAAUUCAUUCGGAUACCAGCGAAGAGGAUGAAUCAUUCAACAAUAAGAUUCAUAAGAUCAAAACUGAGAGAUUUGUUGAGAGUGAUGUUGAUCUUGGUUUCGCUGAUACCGAGGAGAAACACACACCAACAGAUUCCAGCAAUCUUAUUCGAACGAUCAAAGAGGAGCCGAGAUCGUCGGACGAUGAGGAACGAUUGCCGACGGUUGAAUUCCCCUCGAAUCAUCCUGCCAUCAAUAACCAUCAGAGAGACUCCAGGAAGAAGUCACACAAGAAGAAACAGAAACGUCAGAAAUCAUCGAUAUCGAGUGAGGAGGGAAUUGUGAUCAAGACCGAGUCCUCUGAUAACGUCGAUCACAAGAAGAGUCUUCUUACCUCCGAAUGCCGAACGAAUCACCUCAAUGAUUCGGAUACGAUUAUCGGUUCGGUGACGACGAACAUGGCCGAGGGUACUGAGGAGCGAAUGAGGAAGGACAAGAAGGAGAGAACGAAGAAGGAAAAGAGACGAGAGAGAACUAGUGAGGACAAGGUGAAAGCGAAAAGAAAACGUCUGAGUCGACAGGAGGCAAGAGAUUCCCAGAGGAUGGAGGACAUCUUUGGACCUCUUUCUGACGACGUAGACGAGACUCCCUCGAGUACCUUCUUCAAUCGCCUCAGCAAUCUUCCCUCUGAGAAUAACACCUACGCGACAGACAGCGAUGGCAUACGCAGUCCAAUUCUCGACGAGAGAAUUCGAAGAAAAACGGAAAAGAAACGUCGCCACCAGACGGAGGAUGACAACAGUGUUGAUCUGGCUGAGGCAGGUCGUGAGAUUGAGGCAAAACUCCUGGGUCUACCGUCCUCACCGAAACCAGCAGCCACAUGUGCAGAGACAAAUGAUCACGAUGUCUUCAGAUUCACCGAUGACAAUGACAGUCACGAGCCUUCGACCCCCACAACAGCACCUGAGAAAAUCAAGGAGAAGAAGAAGAAGAGGAAGAAAUCAAAGGAGGAGAGAAGUCGAAAGGACUAUCACCAUCAUCAUCAUCAUCACCACCAUCAUCAUCAUGAGAAGACUGGUGCUCUGCCUUAUCUGGGGGCUGAUCCAAGUCCACCACGAGCGAGUAGUCCUCUACCACGUAAAGCCAUGUCACCGACACUACCCAUCGCCAGAGAUCAUCUCAGUCCAAUUCCCAAAAAUUCAGUUACACCGGCACCGAUGACACCGUCGACAGACGUCCCGAAGACUGAGAAGAAGAAAGAAAAACUCAUGCCUUCUUAUGGUGUCGAAAAUGAUCGAGUACACGAAAAGACGAUGAAAAAUGUACCAGCGACUGCAUUGCGUAAAGUCUUCAGACCACCGGUGGCUGUUAUGAACGAACGUACACCAUCACCAGAAGCAAAAGUUCCAUUAACUCAAACCCACCACAUAACUGGACUUCCGAUAUCACAGGAAGAAACUGAGGAUGCUGUUGCUGCACUUCUGGAGGAAACAUUUGGUGAUGCAACGGAAUUCUCAUACCAGAGUUGUUCAGUGGCCGAAACCGAAAACUCUCCAGUGAGUGAGGUAUGCUCUGUCUCUCUCCUAGCCGCAUCUGAGGACGUCGAAGAAACACAGCUGGCAGUUGAUAAUUUAAAUGCCUCAGCUGCUGACACCGAUACAGAUCUCAAGCCAGAUACACCUCAAAGUGAGCACGAUCUUCAAAUCGAUACUGAUACUGAAGAGGAUCCAAACUACGAAUCCUUUGAUCUCACACAACCACCGAAGACCCCGGACAUUCCAUCGUUCUACAAAUCACCAGUUAACAAACAGCUGGUGCUGCCUGAUAAACCAUCUAAUUGUACAAGGCCAUCGACACCACCUUCAGUGAUAUCUCAUUCAUGGACGGACCAUAAACCUGUUAUAAAAUCCCCUCAGAUUGAUACCCCCGAGGAAUCACCAGCUCCUCCAGCCUCACCGCAGUACAAACAGCCUCUUCCCUGUUCAGUGCCGAUGAUAAGUGAUUCUCCAAGGAUAUCAGCAGCUGUUAGUCCUCGUCCACCGAUAUCGACAACAGCUGGUCAGCCACUCUAUCAAAGACUACCAAUGUCAUUGCAGGCCCAGAUGGUACCACCACUUCGUCAAACAACUCCAAGAAUGCCAGCCGUUACGACAAGUAUAUCAGUCUCAGCUCCCCUUGCACCUCUCAUGCAAACAAGAAUGCCAACAUUGGUUCGCACUCAGUUACCACCAAGAGUGUCUGAAUCUCUGUCACCGAAUGGUCAGUGGUCAAGAGCAUCACCGAUAACUCCAAUCUUAUCACAUGUACCUAAAUCGACACCUCCACCAGCGAGAAUACCAGUAAGUGUACCCCUGUCAGUUCACAGGCCAGAGGUUCCAUCGCAGCACAUUUAUUCGACAGCAGCGAGUCAACAGCCUGUCAUUCAGCAUGCACCUGGUAUGAGAGCACUAGCUCCAAGUUAUCCACAUGGAGGCCUUCCUCCAUUAUCUCUCAACAUUCCACCGAGACCCUACAUGCCCGUACCACCUCUGACAGCCGGAAUUCAACAGAAAUCACGUGACAAUUCGUCAAUGGGAAAAUCAGUUAUUGAAACUGUGAUAGCUGCUCUGUCAAACGAGCCCCAAAGACUUGAGGAGCCAAAAUUAUCACCAGCUGUUAUACCAGAGCCUACGAAUAAGGCAUCAACAUCACCAAAAGUACCAUCACCAAAUCAACCACCAACAUUUAUUCCAGAGACAGCUAAGAUUGAAAUUAAUGCUGGUACAUCAGCACCAAUUGUAAGUAAAUCCAUUAGCGUUGUUGAGAGUGCUGCAUUGUCACCAAGAGCACAAAAACAACACCAGAUUAUGGAGAAUGAUUUACUAUCUCCCAAACAGAAACCGGAUGUUGGUACUAUGCACUUAUUGACAACACAUACACCAAGAGCUUCAACACCGAGCCCUGUUAUUGUUGCUCAUGGACAUGUUGGUCAUAAAUCAGUUGUUCAUUCUCUCAUACCAAGUGUAACAACCAAUCAGCCGUUGAUUAAGACCGUUGUGCCUGUUGUAACACCACAAUUUCAGGUGCCUGAUAACAAGGGACCUCCUGUCACCCAGAAUUAUCAAUUACCCAGAUCAGCAGUCUCUCAGAGUACUUUAGCAAUCAAACCUCAUGUGCCAGUUGUAUCGACAGCUGGCCAAGUUACAAGAAUCUGUACAUCGAGUGUCACAUCUGUCUGCACGACGAUGAGUUCAUCAGUCUUGACAGCUCCUGAACUUGGGGAAGAGAGGACAGAUAUUCCUAAGAAGAUUGAACCUGUUGAACCAGAAUUACCGGUUCAGUCUCCAUCGAUUCCAGUUCAAUCGCCCGAAGUCAAGCAGGAAACUCCAGUAGCGAUUGAGCCAAAACUUCAGGAUGUUGAGGUGAAGUCAGAAAUUUCUGAGGAUGUUCAAGGGAAAGUUCAACCUCCAGUCGAACAGUUCCAACCUGAGAAGAUAGAGAUACCGCUGAAACCGGUGGAUCUGUUGGAGUCAAUGCCACCAAAACCGGAACUUGAAAUUAAGGAAGAACCGGAGGAGGUGAAGCAGGAGCCAGAGCCAGUGAAACCACCAGAACUACCUGAAAAUUCACCUGAAGAGCCGAAGGAGCCUGUUGCAGAGCCUCUACCCUCUGAGAUCAUCAAGGAGGAUCCCAUAGACAGCAAAGAGGACAGUGACUACUGGUCAGCGAAGGAAGUCAACAUCGACAGUGUCAUCAAGACUGUUGAUGCCCUUUGCGACAACGAGUCCAACGAGACUGAAGGCCACGAAGACGAGGACAACCAUGACAGGGAACACAAUGGGGAGUCUCACGACACCAGCAAGAGUGAGGAAUGGUUAGACAAUGAGUCGACAGAGGGUGACAGCAAGAAGGACUUCUCCACGAAUGAGGAGCACGAUGAGGGCGUGGAGACGUGUGAGAUCGAGGCGACUAGAACGAGAAGGGGAAGAGGAAAGAAGGGACGUGGAGCUGGACGUGGAGGAAUCGCUGCGAGACGUGGACGAGGUGGUGUAUCACGUCGAGGUGGUAGAGUCCCCAGGGGUGGUAAACAGGAGAGAAAUAAAUUACCCGCUGACGUUUAUGAAUUCCACGACGACAGUGAGGAGGAUAAUGCUGGCCGUCCCAGAUUGAUUUUAACCAUCAAAUCACCGGGUCCAAAUGUCGCUGGAAAUGCUCAACCUCCCCAACCAGUUGCUGCUGUCAAGGAGGUACCAGCAGAGGAGUUUGUCUCACCGACGAUCAAUACGAGGAAGUCUAAGAGACUAGCUGAGAAGGAUGGAAGCAGAACGACGGUAGACGAUAUAAUCGAAGACGUUGUGCGUGGCUCGGCGAAUAAGGGAGCUCUACUACCGGGUGUUCACGCGACUAGACGUAGCACGAGACACAACAACAUCCCCAGACCAGUGCAAACUCCUCCAGAGCCACGAAAGACAACUCGUGGUGGAAGAAGAGCGAAUCGAAGAUCCUCCGAGACCAACGAGGACAGCAGUGAGGAGAAGACGAAGGAGGUAGCGAGGGAGGCGAGCUUCGAGGAGGCUGAGAUACCUGAGGAGAAGGUCGAGGAGGUUAAGCCACCUGUACAACAUCAGAAUCCUAAGUCCCUCGAGCCCAUGACACUCAUCGAUCCUGUCACAGGUAUGCUCAUACCCAUGAGGGAGUCUGAGGAGGGACAAUAUAUUCCUGUGUCCACGGCGUCAGGGCUGGUGAGGAGUGAGGCCAGGUUACCAGAUCAUCAGCAUCAUCUUGCUCAUCCCCUCAACAGACCGGAUAAUCCUCCGAAGGAACACGAACCUGCUGAUCUCAGCCAACAAAUUAAGAGCCAGCCCACUGUCAUCACUAAGCCACAGGUGACUUCCUCUCCUGUCAUUCAGUCCACCAUCACUCCCACCACUUCAACAUUGAUGACAACAGCUGCUAAUCUCGUUGUGACACAGACAACAUCCACCACAACUGCUCAGACAAAACCCACGAGUCUCAAGGCUCAUGUUUUGAACGCCAGUAAAUUGAAUAAUCCUCCCAUUCCUCAGGCAAUCGUCACCAAACCUGUUAUACCGAGUUUACCAACUCAACCGCAAAUUCAGAAUGUCAUCAAACCGAGUCAGGGAGUGCAGGGCCUGAGGCUACCUGUGCCAAGUCGUGUCGUAUCACCCAGUCUCAGUCCACGUCCCAAGCCAAUUCCAGCACCUGCCAAUGGUAAACAGGGACAGCCAAUGUCUCCAGUUCUCAACACCUCCAACAUUCCACCGAAUCCCAAGCAGCAUCUUCUUCAAGCUGCCAAGCAAAUGCAGCCACAGCCCAUUGUCAAUAUGCCCAAACAUCCGUCGAAUAUUCAUCCAGUGGUGGGAACACCUCCUGUCAAGAGGGUACACAAUCCUGUCACUCAACCGACUGCACUGAAAGGCAUCAAUGGACAACCUCAUCUGCCUAGUCCUAAGGCACAUCUACUGCAGACCGUUGGACCGACUAUCAUUCCUGGGGGUGUUGCCAGCCCACCUAUUCAACCACACAUCCUGGGGAAUCCUACGGUUGGGGCUGGGGCCAGAGCUGGUGUACCCAAGCCUCCUGGAGUGCCUGGAGGAAUGGAACCACCCAAAGUCGAUGUGUCACUGUCUGGAUGCAUCAUGGUUCCUACUGCGAGCCCUCAGGGGCACGUUCCUGUACCUACGUAUGAACCUUCACUGCAUGGCGCUGCGGGCGCAGCUCCAUCACCACGGGCUCAAUAUGGUCUUGUGCCCCCACAUCGAACCCAGAGUCCUCCACUGCCCCCACCUGCCCAUCACCAUGCUAAUGCUUCUCAGGGUGACGUGGUGAAUCAUUACGGAGGUCUUCCUCGUGCUCCCGAGUUGCCAGCCCACUACAUGCACUCCCUACAGUACCAGUACCUCCGAGCCCAGCAGGAGGCCCUGACCCCGAGAAUACCCUAUCACGUACCUGGAGCACGUUCGCCUCACCUCCCCUUGGAUCCCCAGAUGGAGGCAACUGGUGAUGAGAGUCACAGCCCACCCCUGGAGCUUCGUCGUGGCACGAGAACACCCCAGGAACGUACAACAGACAGUCCCCAAGUGGCACAAGUUUACAUGCUCCAUCAGGGCCAGAGAUUACCACCACCACCACCACCACCUCAGUACAAUACUGGCAACAAUCCAGGACCACGUGCUGGAUAUUACGAUCCACCACCUGCUCACAUAAGAUCACAAUUUCCAAUGGCCAGUGAUUCACCAGAUCGUGCACUGACACCUGAUCGCCAUCGUAAACUUCAAGUUGCAACACCACCACAUGCACCCAUUCAACCACAGCCACAGCCACAGCCUGAUUCACUGUUGAGAUUGUUGCAGCGAUAUCCUGUCAUGUGGCAGGGCUUCCUCGCACUGAAGAAUGAUCAGGCUGUUGUACAGAUGCAUUUUGUAUUCGGUAAUCCAAAUGUCGCUAGAGAGAGUCUUCCAUGCAACAGCGAUGGGUCGACACUGCCCUUGAGAAUUGCCCAGAGGAUGAGACUGGAGCAGACACAGGUGGAGGGGGUCGCCAGAAAAAUGCAGACGGACAAUGAACACUGUAUGCUGCUGGCAUUACCCUGUGGGCACGAUCAUGAUGAUGUUCUUCAACAGAGUCAGAAUUUACAAACUGGAUUCAUAACUUAUUUGCAACAAAAAACAGCAGCUGGAAUCGUUAACAUUCAUGAUCCAGUGUCGCAACAGCCUGCGUACGUAGUCCACAUAUUCCCAUCCUGUGAAUUCGCCAACGACAGCCUCGCGCGAAUUGCUCCUGACCUUCUACGUCGUGUAGCAGACAUCGCUCACCUGGUAAUCGUCAUCGCCACCGUCUGAGACAAGACCUGGAUUAUAAUAAUUCCAAAGCUCUCCAACAGCAUCACCCAGCGGAUCUUCAAAGCCCAACAGCUUCUCCUUCCCUCGAUAAACGACACAAAUCCCCUGAUAUCGUAACUGACAAUCAAAACAAGCUCCAGCUCUACUCAACCCCUGGAUCUGCAGAUUGUGAAAUAGGUGGGGUGGGAUUGUGUGAUAAAGCGGGGAGGUUAGCACGGUUGAAAAAAAAAAAAAUUAUUAAGAAUUUUAAUAACAAAAUCCUUGCGUUCCUCUCCACCUUUUCAUCAAGCAUUGGCUCAUUUUUCUCAGCCUAAUUCAGCGACUGAUCAUGUUUGUGGGAAUGACCGACAUCACCCUUGGUCUAUCCGACAAGCAGAUUGGGCACAUCCCCUCCCACUUGAUGUACAUGAAAAAUAAUAAUAAUAAUUCAAAGGAACAGCUGAAAAUUGAUAAAAUAUUGAGUCAUUCAUGGGAGAUGUCCACAGUGGCGUCAAAUAAGACGCCAAAAAUUUUGCAAAACUCCACUCAAAGUGAGAAAAGAAAAACCCAGAUGUAUAAAUUGAAUUUUUAAACAAAUCCUGGAAAUGAGAAGUAAAAAAUAUGCUAAAAAUCCGUAUAAACGAGUUUAUACUUAAGGCUUAGAAUUAAUGUUGUAUGAUAUAAGCGAGCCAGCGAGGGCAUAACUACUGUGAUUUUAAUUAUUUAACGAUAUCUGCAUAUAUAAUGGUAAAAAAAACCUUGAGAUGGUAAAUCAUAAUAAGGUGAUGAGACAAAGAGGAGAAAAAAAAGUAAAAAAAAUGGUGAAAAAAAAUAUUAAAACAACAUAAAAAGCAAACCGUUCCAGGUGCGCAAUAUGUGAUGUGUUUUUGUAUAAAUAAUUACUCCAUAUAAAUACCUAUGUAUUAUAUUACUGUAUACAAUAGUUUUUGCUGCUGCUGCAGUUGAAGCCGCCGCUGCUCCUGUCGAACUAGAAAGUAAAUGGACAAAUGAUGUUACAAAAAAAACAUGAAGUGAAAUGUAGACAUUAACGAAAAAUAUUAAGUGAAGAAAAAAAAAUGAUGAAUUUCAAGGACUAUGUAGGUGUUUAUCCCUAGUGUACCAUAAAAGAAAUUCCUAGCAGGAUGUAACAUAUUAUCAUGAUUAAUGAUUAAUUAAUGAUAGAAAUGCAAAUUAGUGAUUAAUGAAAUAUGUACAUUAUAAAGAACUUAUAAUAUUAAUUAUUAUUAUCAUUCUUAUUCUUUAUUACUCA
Molecule: messenger RNA, 15210 nt
Organism: Diachasmimorpha longicaudata
Lineage: Eukaryota; Metazoa; Arthropoda; Insecta; Hymenoptera; Braconidae
Product: protein split ends
Exons: 10
Coding region: 1386-13961 (4191 amino acids)
Biological process (GO): regulation of transcription by RNA polymerase II
Cellular component (GO): nucleus
Molecular function (GO): mRNA binding
Source: RefSeq, a predicted model, not a curated record